Oxyura jamaicensis (ruddy duck) is the source of this 1246-nucleotide messenger RNA. RefSeq names its product uracil phosphoribosyltransferase homolog (gene UPRT). The transcript has 7 exons. Lineage: Eukaryota; Metazoa; Chordata; Aves; Anseriformes; Anatidae. Bases 74 to 916 code for a protein of 280 amino acids. The record is from RefSeq and is a predicted model, not a curated record.
CCGCCCUUCGGCGGCGCAAGCCGGGGGCCGGCGCUGAGCACGCGUGGCUGCCUGUGGGGCCGGGGCCCGGCGCAUGGAGGCGAUGCCGUGCCGCAACCAGCGCCUCGGCCCCGCGCCCGGCCCGCAGGACGAGCAGCAGCCGCCGGUGGUGUUGGCGGCGGCGGCGGCGGGCGGCGGCUGCUCGCGGUUGAUCCGCUUCGCGGAGCCCGAUGAGGGCGGCGAGAGCAGCCCCAGCCCGGAUAGCAGCAGCAGCAAUAAUAACGGGGGGGUGCUGGUGGAAGUUCGCAGCCCCGCGGCGGAGAUCGGGGCUCAGCUGAAGCUGCUGCCGAUGAACGACCAGAUCCGGGAGCUGCAGACCAUCAUCAGGGACAAGACAGCCAGUAGAGGAGACUUCGUAUUUUCUGCUGAUCGUCUGAUCAGACUUGUGGUUGAAGAGGGACUGAAUCAACUGCCGUACACGGAAUGCACGGUGACCACUCCAACAGGAUACAAGUACGAAGGAGUGAAAUUUGAAAAGGGAAACUGCGGAGUCAGCAUCAUGAGAAGCGGCGAAGCAAUGGAACAAGGCUUACGGGAUUGCUGUAGAUCGAUCCGCAUAGGAAAAAUCCUGAUACAGAGCGAUGAGGAGACUCAAAGGGCAAAAGUAUACUAUGCUAAGUUUCCCCCAGACAUUUACAGGAGGAAAGUUCUUCUUAUGUACCCCAUACUAAGUACUGGUAAUACUGUAAUUGAGGCUGUCAAAGUUCUUAUAGAACACGGCGUGCAACCAAGUGUCAUUAUCCUGCUAAGCCUAUUCUCCACACCGCACGGUGCCAAAUCGAUCAUCCAGGAAUUCCCAGAGAUCACAAUUUUAACUACAGAAGUUCAUCCUGUCGCGCCAACACACUUUGGACAGAAGUAUUUUGGAACGGACUGAGGCACUUGGAACAAAGCGAUAUGACUGUAUGAUAGCACAAACGAGGUUUUUUCUACAUUUUAUUAUUAUUUGUAGCAGAGUUGAUUGAGGGCAUGUUUAAAAAAUCUUUUUGGCCAAAGGGGGAAAUACUUGACCUAGAUUACUUCUGGUUGGUUACUGCCUGAGCACUGAACCAAGUGCAGUAACAAAGCACUCUGAAUCAUUGCAAAGUCAAGCGUCUUCAUGCUGUACUCGUAUAAACUGCUACACUCUCUGCUUUAAUUUAUUUAUUCUUCUAUAGCCUGUUUUGUGGCUGCUUGCAAAAGUGAAAUAAAACAACUAAAUCAUGAA